GAUCCCUGGCAGAUUUUACUGAAGAAACAUCUUAGAGAUUCGUCGCACUUCUAAGAUUCAUAUUUACACUUUGGAGUUGUCAGCCUUCUUAUAAGAUAUAUUUUGGUAAUCAAAAUGAAAGCUUUCUUUGAAGUUUUAGAACAAUUAUACAAGAAGGUACUUUUUGGAGCCACACUUGAAAGUGACAGCCAUGAUUACAUCAUUUAUCUCAACCCAGCGUUUUCAGAUCAAGAUUGCUCUACAACCGCCUCCUCAGAAUGCUCCGACACCCUUGGUGUCCAGGGCAAGUGUCAGCCAUCCUCUCUCAGUGUCGCUACCAUUUCUGUAGCACCUGUGUGUUUGCAGAGAUGCCCUGAGAUGAGCAGUGCCCGAGAAACAGUGCUCCUUCAGUUAACGGUGAUCAAAGUGAUGGUAACCAGGAUAUUGUCUGUCGAAACAGAGUUCCAUGCAAAGGAGAAAUACAGAGAAAUAAUUAAAAUUCUUUUAAAGUCGUCCGAUGUUGAUUCUAAAUUAACCUGUAUGUUCCAAAACUCAGAUAAAUUGUUAUGUCACAUGGCUGCCAAGUGCCUUGCAUUACUUCUUUAUUUCCAGUUGAGAGAAAAGAUAACAUUAAAUAAUUCCUGGAUUUCUUUUUGCCAAAAAAAUCUUUCUGAAUACUCUGAAAGUGAUAAAGUAGUAUACUGCCUCUGGACUCUUACUGCUGUAAUAAAAGAAAUCUUUAAAGAUACAUGUUCACAAAAAACAGAAAUUCUAAAGCAGUUCCUGACUCCUUUUCACACUCUUUUUGAAGUUUUUUACAAUUCCUUAUUUUCUCAGCAUUUUGAAAACCACAAAGAUACUUCUAAAAUAAUAAACAGUUUGAUAUGUUUCCUGGAAUUGCUUGAACUUCUUGUAGCCUCCAGAAUCCACCUGAAGUUACAUUUCACUUGCCAGAGGAUUUUAUUUUUGAAACCUUCUUGUGUGCUAGACGUUAUUACCUGGCCUGUUCCAGCUUUUGUCAAAAGGAAGUUCAUCAUAUUCAUCAAGAAGUGCCUUCUCCGGAAAGUGGGUGAAGACCUUUGUCGGGGAUCUGUCCUUGCCUUCGUGCUGCCAGAUCGUCAUUUAGAUGUGGACUUGCUGGCUUUAGCUGGUGCUGUUUUGCAAGCUGUGGAUUUGGGCUUAUUGAGGACAUUGUCUGUCCACGGAAAACCUUCCUGCUUUGGAGGCGGUGAAGUUCAACCUGGACGUGAGCGUGUCCCUGGUCCAGAUCAUGUGGUCCUUAGAGCAGCGAGCUUACUUAUUAUUAAAUCCUUAGAAAUCAAGUUUCAAAACUGUGCUUCAGCAAAUCAAAUGAAAGUUGAUUUACAGAGGUUCAUGUCUGAGUUACUGACCUUCUUAAAGCCUCACCUUCAGCCCUCUCUGCAAUCACACAGUCACUGUGAGUGGUUGUCUCGAGUCUUCAUAGAACAAGACGAUGACAUGCUGGAGGCUGCCAAAGCAUCAUUGGGCAUCUACCUGAAGUUGACCAGAGAAUGUGAAGCUACUGAAAGCUUGACCCAAGAAAAAGAAAUGUGGAACCAUCACACACAUGAAAAUGGCUAUAAUCCACACUGUAUUUUCUUAUUCUUAUUAAAAAAUAUAGGAUUUGAUUCUACAGUUCUUCUUGACUUUUUGAUUUCAUCAGAAACCUGUUUUCUUGAAUAUUUUGUUAGAUAUUUAAAAUUACUGCAAAAAGACUGGGAUAAUUUUUUCACCAUUUGCAAGUACUUUGAUGUAACUGAAUCUAGAGAUAGCAUAAACAUUUGUGGUUGUAUCUUCUCACUUGUCCAAGACAAAAGCAGCAACCAAACAGGACCUAGUCCUUUGGCUGCUCUUGGUAGUCACAGAAAUGCUCAUGCUUGGGUCUCCUGGGCUUCUGAUGCUGCUUCUGAACCAGUGAACCAGGUCGUGAUGUCCGAGGAGACCCACGUCACACCCCAGGCUAAUAGUCUGUCUCCCACACGAGCUUCUCAAAGUCUGGUAGAUUAUGACAGCUCUGAUGAUUCUGAAGUAGAAUCCACAGACCAAAAUUUAUCAAGUGGUGAACAGACAUCUUUAUACCAAGAAGCAAUGAAGAAAAUUCAGGACACAGUUGGAACAAGUAGGAAUAAAAAAGAACUUAGCCUGGAGGUUCAGUCAAGGCCUCUGGUUCCUAAAGAAUCUAAUACUCCCUUCUCUGUUGAUUGUGACAUAGCCCCAAAUAACAUUGUCUCUGAAGUGGGAAUAUCUUACAGAACAGUAAAAUGCUUUGAAGAGCUACAAGGAGCCAUUUACCGUUUGCAGAAGAAAAAUCUUUUCCCAUAUAAUCCAACAGCGCUUUUGAAGUUGUUAAAACAUAUUGAUGCAAUAUAUAAUAAAAAUAUGAACCGUUUGUGAAACAGUGGCGUUUUAUUUCCAGGAACUAUUCUUUCCUAAUAUAAAUUGUGCCUCAAUGAGAUAAUAGUAAACAAAAGAAACGUCAAAAGGGUUUUCUAAAUCAAGUCUUGCUGCUUUUUGGAAGCAACCUAGUGACUGAAAAAGAUAUAUCAAAUAAAAAGUUACUCGAUACUGUUGCACACCACCUGAAAUUUAUGGUAGUUCAAACUUAUACAGAUUUGGGAUGGUUAUUGUAUUAGUUUGCUAGGGCUGUUAUAACAGAUUAUCACAAACUUGGCAGCAUAAAACAACAGAAAUUUAUUCUCUCACAGUUCUGGAGGCUAGAAGUCCAAAAUCAAGGUUAAUAGGGCCAUGCUUUC
Ceratotherium simum simum (southern white rhinoceros) is the source of this 2753-nucleotide messenger RNA. RefSeq names its product lines homolog 1 (gene LINS1). The record is from RefSeq and is a predicted model, not a curated record. Lineage: Eukaryota; Metazoa; Chordata; Mammalia; Perissodactyla; Rhinocerotidae.